UCGGUGAGGGGUCCUGAGGGACGACAGCGUGGGAUGGCAGCUUCCCAGCUGGUGCUGUCCCUGCUGGCUGCAGCUCUCCUGCUGCACGUGGCCACCGCGCUGAAGGUCGGCGCCUUCAACAUCAAGGCCUUUGGGGACACCAAGAUGUCCAACCAGACCGUGGCAAACAUCAUCGUCUCUAUCCUGUCGGAGUACGACAUCAUCCUGGUGCAGGAGGUCCGGGAUGCCGACCUGAGUGCCGUGGACAAGCUCAUGGACCAGCUCAACAGUGCUUCUGGGCAGCCCUACAGUUUUUUGGUCAGCAUCCCCCUGGGUCGGACCAGCUACAAGGAGCAGUACCUCUUUGUCUACAGGUCGGACAUGGUCUCCGUGCUGGGAAGUUACUACUACGACGAUGGCUGCGAGUCCUGUGGGAACGACACCUUCAGCAGGGAGCCCUUCAUUGUGAAGUUCUCCUCACCCACCACACAGGUUCAGGAGUUCGUGUUGGUGCCCCUGCAUUCCGAGCCCAGCCAUGCGGCGGAAGAGAUCGACGCGCUCUACGACGUCUACACCGACGUCAUCAACAAGUGGGGGACUAAUGACAUCAUCUUGCUGGGUGACUUCAACGCCGACUGUGCCUACGUGACCAGCUCGCAGUGGCCGUCCAUCCGCCUGCGCUCCCUGCGCGCCUGCGAGUGGCUCAUCCCCGACAGCGCCGACACCACCGUGGCCGACACCGACUGUGCCUACGACCGCAUCGUCGCCUGCGGCACCGCCCUGCGCCAAGACAUCGAUCCCGGCUCCGCCACCGUCAACAACUUCGAGCAGAAAUUCCACCUCCAGCGCAAGGAUGCUUUGGCCGUCAGUGACCAUUUCCCUGUGGAGGUGACCCUGAAAAGCCUCCUGAUCCUUCAUCACCCCGGGGUGAUGCUGGGGGCUAGCACGGGAAAUGCCACUCCUCUUGGGCUGCUGCUUUGGGUCACUGGUGGGGUUGCUUUGGAUGACAAGAUGGGGACUGUGACUCUGGCAUUGUCCCUGCUGGCUGUGGCUCUCCUGUGCCCGGCCACUGCCACCCUGCGUGUCGGUGCCUUCAACAUCCAAGCCUUUGGUGACACCAAGAUGUCCAACAAGGAGGUGGCAGAGAUCAUCGUCAACAUCCUGCUCCGCUACGACGUGGUGCUGGUGCAGGAGGUGCGUGACUCCGACCUCAGCGCCGUCACCGAGCUCAUGGAGCAGCUCAACAGUGCGUCCAAGUCCCCAUAUGACUACGAGAUCAGUGGCCCCCUGGGACGGGAGAACUACAAGGAGAUGUACCUCUUCAUCUACAGGACAGAUGUCGUGUCUGUGGUGGACACCUACCAGUACAAGGACCGUCAGGACGUCUUCAGCCGGGAGCCGUUCAUCCUGAGGGUCUCAGCACCCCGCACCAGUAAGCAGGGGACAAGUGGCCCUGGGUGGUGGCAUUAGGUGGAGGAGUUUGUGCUGGUGCCCCUGCACUCAGCCCCACACGAUGCCGUCGCCGAGAUCGACGCACUCUACGACGUCUACCUGGACAUCGUCAACAAGUGGGGGACUGACAACAUCAUGUUCCUGGGUGACUUCAACGCCGACUGUGCCUACGUCCAGCCCAGCGACUGGUCGUCCAUCCGCCUGCGCACCAGCGACAUCUUCAAGUGGCUGAUCCCCGACAGCACCGACACCACCGUGGGCAAGUCAGACUGUGCCUAUGACAGGAUCGUGGUGUGUGGGGCCAAGCUGAAGAGAAGCAUCAUGUCCAAUUCGGCUGCUAUCUACAAUUUCCAGCGUGCUUUCCAGCUGGACCAGGAGGAGGCCCUGGCAGUCAGCGACCACUACCCGGUCGAGGUGAAGCUCACGGCCUGA
Molecule: messenger RNA, 1863 nt
Organism: Lepidothrix coronata (blue-crowned manakin)
Lineage: Eukaryota; Metazoa; Chordata; Aves; Passeriformes; Pipridae
Gene: DNASE1
Product: deoxyribonuclease 1
Exons: 18
Biological process (GO): DNA catabolic process
Cellular component (GO): nucleus
Molecular function (GO): DNA nuclease activity
Source: RefSeq, a predicted model, not a curated record